GAGCCCGAUGUGCAAAGCUUGACUCUCUCUACCCAAAGAGCUGCGAAAGACACAGCUUUUGAUGCUCGUUCCACCGGUCAUGUUGAGAUCGAGACUCUCUCAUGUCUGCGCAGGGGGUUCGCGCACGCGGCAGGGCUGGCAAGGGUCUCGAGUCCACCGCGGUGAUGGGAUCGCUCCUGUCAUUUGCGGCCGAGACGAUGGUCGGUAGCCCUGCUGACCCCUUUGACAAACUCUGCCGUGAGGAUUGCGGCGUGGACGUGCAUGAAGCUGACGUGCCGUGCCGUGUACACACAUCGCACAAACUGGGCGGACUGUCAAGCCACGAUCAAAUUUUGGACGGACUCGAAGCAUCAAUCAGAAGAGUCAAUAGUGCGUGCAUCCUUUGGUGUGCGCUAACCAGUGAUAGGGCAUGCAUCGCUGCUGGUACAGUACCGUAGCUCUCAUCGCUUCGAAAAGACUUUCUAAAUCGGUUCGGGAGGAGAAAUGCAUGACGAGGACGCUAGAGGAGCGUG
Ceraceosorus guamensis is the source of this 512-nucleotide messenger RNA. RefSeq lists its product as hypothetical. NCBI's taxonomy places the organism in Eukaryota, Fungi, Basidiomycota, Exobasidiomycetes, Ceraceosorales, Ceraceosoraceae. The coding region runs from base 102 to 437 and encodes 111 amino acids. The transcript has a single exon. The record is from RefSeq and is a predicted model, not a curated record.